Messenger RNA from Pediculus humanus corporis (human body louse), 732 nucleotides. RefSeq names its product survival motor neuron protein, putative. Gene Ontology annotation, cellular component: nucleus; precatalytic spliceosome. The coding region runs from base 1 to 732 and encodes 243 amino acids. Gene Ontology annotation, molecular function: RNA binding. The record is from RefSeq and is a predicted model, not a curated record. Gene Ontology annotation, biological process: regulation of alternative mRNA splicing, via spliceosome. The transcript has 5 exons. Lineage: Eukaryota; Metazoa; Arthropoda; Insecta; Psocodea; Pediculidae.
AUGGCAGACGAUUUACAAGCGAAUUUACAAAAUUACAUACUGCAACUUCAACAGGUUGAAGCUGCCUUGACUAUAGAUCCUGAUAAUCAAGAGUUGCAAAAAUUAAAAAAUGAUUUAGAAGAAGUAUUAACGUUAACAAAAGAUUUAAUAAAACAACAGCUAAUAGAAUCUGGGAAAGGUACUUUUCCCGGUGGGAGUACUGAUCCUUCUGUAUUAAUCAGCGAUCAGGAUAUAUUGACAAGCAUUCCUAAACAUAAAUAUAAAGUCGGAGAUCGCUGCAUGGUCAUGAGCAGUGAUGAUGGAAUGUACUACGAAGGUGUUAUUCAAGAAAUUACAGAUGAAACUGAACAAGUUUCUGUUAGAAUAGAACAUAAUGGAAUGAUUGAAAUAACGGCUCCAUCAUUUCUUAAACCGAUUGUAAAACCAAAUGUGAAAAAAAAAUCAGAUCUGGACCAUAAGCAUAAAAAACAAUCGCAAAGUCAGAGAGAAUAUCAAAAAAAAAAGAAAUUAAAGAAACAAAUGAGGUACAAACAACUUGAGGAAGAAAGAGAAACUGAAAAAAAUAAGUGGUUAGCUUUUACUAGUAAGAAAAAAGGAGGUCUACUCAGUAAAAAAAGCAUUUUUGCUUCACCUGAUAGUGUUACCGGACGUGUCGGAAUCGGAACAUGCGGAGUUAGUGGGCUACCAAUGACUGAAUUUUCUCAUGCUGAAAAAAGAAAAAAAGGAGUUUAA